This is a messenger RNA of Penicillium canariense, 2262 nucleotides long. Its product is annotated as guanine nucleotide exchange factor SEC2. Gene Ontology annotation, cellular component: Golgi to plasma membrane transport vesicle; cell tip. The transcript is spliced from 3 exons. Bases 1 to 2262 code for a protein of 753 amino acids. The record is from RefSeq and is a predicted model, not a curated record. Gene Ontology annotation, biological process: exocytosis. Gene Ontology annotation, molecular function: guanyl-nucleotide exchange factor activity. NCBI's taxonomy places the organism in Eukaryota, Fungi, Ascomycota, Eurotiomycetes, Eurotiales, Aspergillaceae.
AUGGCCGAUCUAAUUGCCUUCCAAACAUAUCAUCGUAGUAAUCUCCUUCCGCCGUCCUCGACCAUGAUUCCGCGCCACGCCCACAAGCGGUCUCUGUCCUCCGAGCAUCGCACCCUGUCGCCCGACCGGACCGUCACCAAAGCCAAAUCUACCACUAAUCUCACCGAGGUCGCCAACAAGCAGCACCCGAAAUUCGAAGAAAACAACUUCAAUACUUUGCAGGAUCCUCGACUAGCCAUGGCCUCGGAGAUUUCAACUUCUACGUCAUCGUCUCAUCACCCCGACCUGAGCAAUGAAGUUGCGGCCCUCAGCGUGAAACUGAUUCAGGCGAUCAACAAUCAGACCACCUUAGAUGACAAUCUGGUUGCCACACGACAGGAGCUGGAGGCAGCAAAGGGCAAACUCCAGUCCCUGGAAUUCCAGAAUGAGAAAUACCGGCGGGACCUCGAUGAGAAGAUCUAUAUCAAGAAGGCCGAUGCCGAUAUGGAGCUUAUGCGAUUGAGAGGAGCCCUUGCUGAGGAGUGCGCCCAACGCGCCGCGGCGGAGAAGGCAAAGAAGUCGAUUGAGCAGGAGCUGGAGGCCUUGACUGCCGAUCUCUUCGAGGAAGCCAACAAGAUGGUUGCUGCGGCUCAGAUUGAGCGCGAAGCGGUCGAGAAGAAGAACGAGCAGUUGCGUUCGCAGAUCAGAGACACAGAGUCACUCCUCGCAUCGCAUCAAGACCAGCUGGCGGAGCUCAAAUCAGUUAUGCAAGGGAUGGACCUUUCCAAAGAUGACGUGGAUAUCCGCACCAAUGCCUCUACCGCCCCCCCAUCUCCGGCCGGGCCGCCACAACUGCUGGGGUCCGCCAAGCAAGAACGUGAGUUUGACAAUCUUGCUGCAUCUUCUUGCCACCCCAAGGAUUUGAUUCCCGGCCCCUCAUGCAACUUCCCUGAAAUGAUCCGUAUGGUGUGCCGGACCGAUCUGCAGGCCUACGAAGACUUCCGGGAGUUGAUGACGCUUCCGCGGGGAUCGAAACCACCAAGUCGUGCGGGCAGCGGCUCUUACGCGGGCUUGAAUGUCAUGAGCUUGGCGGGCUUUACGACAGGUGGAUCCGCUUCGGCCAACUCUUCGCCCACCAAGGGUGUCAUGCAUUCUCCGAAUGGGAGCCUAUCCUCCCAGACUGGCUCGCAUGUUCCCCUGAAGGAGACCCGAUUUUACAAGCGGGUACUCAUGGAAGAUAUUGAACCGACCUUGCGGCUCGAUCUCGCUCCUGGCAUCUCGUGGCUUACCCGGCGUACUGUCCUGAGUGGCAUCUGUGAAGGCACGCUUGUUGUGGAGCCCAUUCCCCCAGCAUCCAAGAAAUACGAAUUCCCUUGCUCUGUUUGUGGUGAACGCAGACCUGGUGCGCAAAACGAGCGGACUCAUCGUUUCCGAACAUCGGACAGCGAAACAGCCCAGCGAUACUCGCUUUGUGUCCAGUGCUUGGAACGCGUCCGUUCGUGCUGCGAAUUCACUGGCUACCUGCGGCUGAUCCUUGAUGGGCACCUGCGCGCAGGCGAUACUGACGAGGAGAAGGAAAUCUGGGAAGAAACCGUCCGGUUGAGAGAGCGCAUGUUCUGGUCUCGCAUUGCUGGUGGCAUCGUUCCGUUGGGUGGCCUGUCAGCCGAGUCUGAAAUGAAGCCGGAGAUCGCCGAUUUUAGCAUGACUAUCCCCCAUGAGAACGGGAACGAUCACCAUCUGCACCCUACGGACAACACCAGCGUGGAGUGGAAACCUGUGGACGUUUCUCCAAGGUCGGACAAGCCUCAUCUCGCAGAAAUUACACUUGUUGAGUCUUCCGCUCGGGAUCUUGACGUGGCUAAGCCUAUGAGCGCUGAUCUUCCGCACUUUGACGAAGAGAAGAUUGAGGACUCAGCGGAUGACGCGCUGCGGAGACGCAGCUCUGUUGAUUCCGACAUUAGUAUCUACGCAGAAGCCAACUUUGUUGUUGCGAAUGACAGGGAGGGUACUGUCGCUGAGCAGCCCACGGCUACGCAUGAUACAGAAGACAUUGAGGCCAGCACCGACACUGUGACUCCUGUCCAUGAGCAGCAUACGCCUACUCAUGAACAAGAGGAGGCUGAGGCUAAAGUUGACAUUGUCGAGCCUGUCCAGCCGCCUACGCCUUCUCCUGAAGGCGAGAGCACUGAAGCGAAGGCCGAUACCGCGGAUACAGCGGCUGCGCAGGCCCCGCCUACUCACAGCAAAGACCAUACCGAAUCCGGCGGCCAGAGCAGCUCAUAA